UCACGUGCGGCGUGAACCUUAGGGCAUCAUGCUGUAAGAAGAUGGGGGGAUCGGUGACUCGCGCCGUCAGGAACUUCAAUCUAGAGAACCGGGCGGAACGGGAAAUCAGCAAGAUGAAGCCCUCUCUUGCUCCCAGGCACCCCAGUACCAAGAACCUACUUCGCGAGGAGAUGAGCCGCCAUCCGGAAGUUAAGGGAGAAAUUACUAGAAAAGAUGACAAGCUGCUGUCAUUACUAAAAAAUGUUUAUGUUGAUUCCAGAGAUCCUGUGUCUUCUGCGCAGGUAAAAGAUGAUGGAGCACAUCAAAAGCCAAAGGAGUUCAGGUUGCCAAAAGGCCAUCACUUUGAUGUAGUGAAUAUUACAAACAUUCCCAAAGGCAAAAUUUCGAUUGUAGAGGCAUUGACACUUCUCAAUAAUCAUAAACUUUAUCCAGAUAUGUGGACUGCUGAGAAAAUAGCACAAGAAUACCAUCUAGAACUGAAAGAUGUAAAUUCCCUUCUCAGAUACUUUGUUACUUUUGAAGUCAAAAUCUUUCCUCCUGAAGACAAGAAAGCAAUACAACCAAAAUGAAGAAAAUCAUGAAAUUACUCUUCCUAUGUAUACUCUCCAGUUUAUGUUAAAUUAUAUAAAUUGCUGAGUGUUUAAAGCUCUCUCCUUAUGAGAGCAUACUAUUUAUUGAGCUCUGCUGACUUCUUAGGAUUGCUGAGAGAAUGAUUUUUUUUUUUUUUAACUUUGGUUUAGGCAUAUGAUUGUAUGUAUAUGUCAACAGGACUAAUCAGCAUAACAUCUGUAAAUUUAUUGUAAUAAAAUAAUGUGUCAUUUUAGGCAUAUUGUAUCAGCUUUUAAAUUGAUCAUGUGGUCUGUUGGGGAAUGCCCUCAAUCCCUCAUUUAACAUUCAGAGUUUCAUUUUUCACUUUAGGUGGUUAGUGACAGUAAGAGCUUUCCUGACUGUUAAGACCUUUUUUGCUAGAGAAAGGUAAACUUGGCAGUAAGGUAGAAUAAUUAGUAUUUCCCAAAUAAAAGCAGAUAGCAGAGUUGAUAAAAAUCAAUAGAAAAUGCAUUUUUUUUUAACUGCUUCAGGAAUAGAUAAAAAUAUUGAGGGGUUCCUUAGUUUUAGAUUGGCUUUAAGUAUGGAAUAACUAUAAAAAAUAAAACAAAAAGCAAAA
Trichechus manatus latirostris (Florida manatee) is the source of this 1165-nucleotide messenger RNA. RefSeq names its product NADH:ubiquinone oxidoreductase complex assembly factor 4 (gene NDUFAF4). The transcript is spliced from 3 exons. The coding region runs from base 42 to 569 and encodes 175 amino acids. Gene Ontology annotation, cellular component: mitochondrion. Gene Ontology annotation, biological process: mitochondrial respiratory chain complex I assembly. The record is from RefSeq and is a predicted model, not a curated record. Lineage: Eukaryota; Metazoa; Chordata; Mammalia; Sirenia; Trichechidae.